AUGAAAACAUAUCUGCCUGGAAUGAUAAUAGACUUGGAAACGUUACCUGCAUUUUCAAACGAAGGAAGCCAGUUGGGUGAUAAGAUGAUAUUCCAUCGUCUAUUUUGGGCUUUUCAACCAUGCAUCCAUGGUUUUGCGUAUUGCAAGCCAAUUGUUCAAGUCAACGGAACAUGGUUGUAUGGAAGGUACAAAGGGACAUUGUUGAUGGCUGUGGCGCAGGAUGGGAAUGGAUAUGCAUUGACGGAGUCAACGCACAACUACUAUAGAACCGAAAUUCGUCAGAUAAAUAGAGAUGCUUUGGAGUGGAUUGAAAAUAUCACCAGGGAGAAGUGGGCAAGGGCGUUUGAUAGAGGGCAACAAUGGGGACACAUGACGACUAACCUUGCAGAAGCAAUGAACUCUGUGCUAAAGGCAACCAGAAACCUUCCAAUAGCGUCUUUGUUUUCGGCCACAUAUUUUCGGAUGGGAGCAUUAUUUGGUCAACAUGGACAUGAAUGGACAAAGAGGUUGACAUCAGGCCAAACUUUUACAGACAAGUGUAUCAAGGGGAUGACUGAAGAAGUCAACAAAGCAAGCAGUCAUAAUGUUUAUCAGUUUGACCGGGAGAGGUUCUAUUUUAUGGUGGCCGAAAGAAUAAACCGCAACGAUGGUCGACCAACUGGUACUUACGGUGUUGAUCUGCGAAAAAGAACAUGUGAUUGCGGAAAAUUUAAAGCGUUCCAUUUGCCUUGCUCACAUGUGAUUGCAGCAUGUGAAAGUAUACGCCAAGACUACACCAUUCACAUACCCGACGUGUUCAAGAUUCAGCAUGUUUUUAAAGUCUACCAACAAAGCUUCCAGAUCCUCCCACAUCAAGACAAUUGGCCGCAAUAUAGAGGAGCUACUCUUUGUCAUGACGAAACUAUGCGUAGGAAAAAAAGAGGUCGCCCAAAUAGUACUCGGAUUCGAACUGAAAUGGACGACGUGGAAAAGGAAAAGAGAAUGUGUGGGAUAUGCCGUGAAGUAGGCCAUAUCCGAAGUAAAUGUCCAAAUGUAGCAGACCCGUCCAAUAGGCUUCGUUAA
Molecule: messenger RNA, 1062 nt
Organism: Vicia villosa (hairy vetch)
Lineage: Eukaryota; Viridiplantae; Streptophyta; Magnoliopsida; Fabales; Fabaceae
Exons: 2
Coding region: 1-1062 (353 amino acids)
Molecular function (GO): zinc ion binding; nucleic acid binding
Source: RefSeq, a predicted model, not a curated record